GGGAGGUCAUUUUCACGAUCCAGGUCGCGAUCAGAUUCCCAUUCAAGGCAUUCAAGGUCAAGACGGUCUCGUACACCACGUCGAGGAUAUGAUAACGGUUCAAGAUCUAUACGACGCGAAGAACCUGAACCGUCGCGUUGUUUAGGCGUUUUUGGUCUUUCACUAUACACUACUGAACGUGACCUUAAGGAAAUUUUCGAGAAAUAUGGCGAAUUAGAAAAAGCUCAACUAGUAUUUGAUCAUCCAUCUCGGCGAUCGCGUGGAUUCGGUUUUGUAUAUUUCAAAAAUUUAGAAGAUGCAAUUUAUGCUAAAGAGCGAAUUGUUGGCACUGAAAUUGAUGGUCAUCGUGUGCGUGUUGAUUUUUCGCUAACUAAACGCGCGCAUACACCAACUCCAGGCAUAUAUAUGGGUUCAGUUGAUGGUAGACGUCGUGCGUAUCGAAGUGCAUAUUGGCGCUACUAUGGAUAUGAUGGGGAUAGAUAUUCGCCUGUCUAUCGUGGACGUUAUGAUUAUCGUAGAAGAAGCCCCUCGCCGAGAUACUAUGAUUAUCGUCGUAGACAUCGGUCGCGCUCUUAUGACAGAGAUCGUUAUUAA
This is a messenger RNA of Dracunculus medinensis (Guinea worm), 594 nucleotides long. The record is from the annotation of a GenBank genome assembly. NCBI's taxonomy places the organism in Eukaryota, Metazoa, Nematoda, Chromadorea, Rhabditida, Dracunculidae.